Molecule: messenger RNA, 9845 nt
Organism: Xyrichtys novacula (pearly razorfish)
Lineage: Eukaryota; Metazoa; Chordata; Actinopteri; Labriformes; Labridae
Source: the annotation of a GenBank genome assembly
GCAGCAAUUACAGUUCAGUGCAAAGCCUUGGGAGGCUGAAGAGGACGGAGUAGAGAUAGUGCAAAGAAGGUUUUUUUUUAUGAGUCUGUUUUUGCAGCGCAGCCAUGAACGCGGACUCUCAAAAGGUCACUGUAUUUUUUGUCAUUACUUUUCUCCUCGUGGUCAACGCAUGGCUGCUUUUACAGCUCGCUUUUGGAUAAAGUCCAGACCUUUGACGGGACUUGGAUUGGAUGCUGUCCAUUAUUGAGGAUGACUUUAAACGGGUUUUGUUUAUUUUGACGGUGCAUGGAUUAUGUCUUGUAUUAGAGACGGGUCUACAGCUUCCUCUUUGAAAAAUAAGAUUGCAAUAACCUGCAGCAGUCUUAUUACGGACAUAAUGUUGGGAUUUGGGCUGUCAAAGAUGGUUCUUUGGUUUCUUUUUGAUGAUAAGUAACAAAUGGAAAUUCAUUUUUUAAAAGGCAGAAAGGAACCAAUUAGUUUGGACGUUAAAUUGACAUGUCAGUGCUUUUAUUUUGAAAGUCAACGCCGGAAAUAUGGGUCGUUUUCACUGAAUUUAUGACUAUUUUCCCAUUAUUUUUAGUCCAAUUUAAAGACAUUUAAGAAAACGUGGCUCCUAAAAGGUAUUUAGCUGUUAUUGCUGGUAUUUUACAUUACUGACACUGUUACUUGGUUGUGGUUUAUCCAGUAUUUGGAGCAUUUAAAGUCCUAAUAAGAACUGAUAACUGCACAUAAAUAAGGACUGCUGCUGUUCAGCCAUUCUUGUGUUAAAAUUUGACCAUUACGCCAAACUGGUCUUGUCUUUAACCCAGCAGUGAAAGCUUCCACCCUGUCCGGAGGAGCACGUACAGGAUGGUAGGUGGAUAAACAGAUAAAGACAGGCAGGUGCUUGUAAACACUUGCGCCGUCCUCUCUUCUGUGCAGCUCGGUGUUUACAGGCUGUAUAAUCUGUCAAACAGCGGUCAGAGUCAUGGCGACGUUAGCUGGGACUUGUUUGUGGUCACCGGGACUGGUAUAGUCCUACUGGACCGUUAAGGUUUUGUUGGACCGCCGAAGACAGCGCGCGACCUUGGGGGAGCUAUCAUGGAUUUGACGCGGCUGGCUGUAGAUGCUGGACAGUUCAUCAACCGUGCUGUUCAGGUAAAAUUAACCUUGAAAAUAACUGAGAAAUACUUUUAAUACACUGAAAAUAUGUUUUAUUGUUGUUUUUUUACUGAAUUAAACCGCGUAUGGUGGCGGUGUUAUAGUUAUUCUAUCGUCAUGUACUUCUGACAUCGACGUAAUUAACGUCCUUUACGUCAAUGUAACUCAAACCAGCUGGACCAGGGCGUCUUUUGUAAAAUAAUUAGACAUAUAAAUCUUUAUUUUAAUAGUGGUUAAAAUGAAAUUCUGCUCUAUACUUCUCCAGUACACGGGGGAGAGUCUUGGCCAGGCAGAAAAGACACAGUUGGAUCCGGAACUGGAGGAGCUUCUUGCCCGGGCAGACGCUACCAAGACCUGGACCGACCAGAUAAUCUCCCAGACUGAGGUUUUACUGCAACCGAGCCCAGGUAAGAGACUGUAUAUAUCUAUUUAAUGAUAUAACAUGGCCACUAAACUAAGUAAUUUCUUCUUAUUAUAAGGAGUCCUAGCAUUGACUCAUUGAAUAGGGGAGAGUGGGGUAAGUUGAGCCACCCCCUGUUGCUUGGAAAUGGUAAAAGAAAUAUGAGAUAUCUAUUAGUUAUUUGAUAUUUUUUGCACACGAAACUUCAGUAGUUGUCGUCCUCGUGUUGUGCCCUUCAUGUGCUUUGAAAUGCACUUUACUCAAUAAAACAAGCAGAUUUAUGUUAAAGAUUAGAGUCUUUAAAGUUUUUUCAAAGUAAAAAAAUAAUUUUCUUUGUUUGAAUUCUAUAAAAGUGGGUCGUGACUUAAGGACACGGCCCAUACACGGGGUAAGUUGACCAUAGGAGACCACUUCUUUUUGGCACGCUAUAUUAUCAAGACAGUCAUAGUUACACUCAUUCUGUUGGUUUGCAGGGAUGCACAACAUCUUGAAAUAUAUGCAGAUAUACUAGUUAGAGACAAAACUAUGAUUGCCUUGAUGUAGUGAUUGGAAAUAAAUGUUGACCUGUACAUAAUAAGAGGCUGAAAUGAAUGUCCUGAUAAACACACAGUCAUCCUCCUCUUGCCUGCCUCCAAUCAGUCUGUUUCGAGCAUACAAACAACCAGGCACUGCCCAUUAAGGCUGGCAUAAACCACUGAGUGACUCUGCUUCUUUUCCUCCGGGACGCAGUAUUACAGUUCUGUUUGCUUUAACUGUAAUGGUGUCUUCAAAUUAAAAGAGAUGGUUUUUCUUUUGCUUGUUAUAUUCUAUUACCUCUGCUAAUAUAAUCACAAGUGUAGGUGGUCUGUUCCCUGUAAAGCAGAGGAAGCAUUUAGCCGCCAGAAAUGAUAAUCUUCAGCGUUUAUUCAGCACCAAGGGUAUAUUUGCAGAUUAGGGGCUCUAUUUUGGUGCCUCGCCGGAGACGUGCCGCAAGCGCAGAGUCAAUCAGAUCCGCCGCGCUGACAAGGCGUUCCCAAGCACAUUUUGGUAUUUUGGUGAGCCGCGCAGCCCGGCGUAAGUAUACCCCCUCCCUAACUCAGCUCCUCCCGGCAGCAUAAAUCAUAGAAGGGGAGGAGAGAGGGCGUAUAGGGGUUUAACACAGCCGAGACCUGUUUUCACCAAUCACAUAAGCUCCUCUCCUUGCCUUUAAAUCCGCCACCGGCGAGGCGUAUUACUAUUUUCAUGAAGUAGUCAAAGAGAUCAAGAGAUGUCUGAAGACAGCUAUGCCACACGAUGGCGACAGAGGGCAGCUGCUCAACAAGUGUCCUCCACACUCUCUCAUCUGAGCACAGAUAGAUUUGGUGUGCGUAAUGUUGGACCCACUGGUAAGACAAACACCCUUUUCCACAAAAAAGACACUCACAUAAAGUUGCAUAUAUUCAAACCUCACGUGACAAAGGUGGGUUUAGCGCACAGAUCACAACAUAAACUCCAAAAAUGGCAUUAAAAUCGGAACCAUCUGUGCGUAAAUGACGCAUCGCGCUCCGUGGCCUGGCUCUUUCUUUCAUAGAUGUUGGCAUAUAAAAUAAAUUUGGCCCACAAAACUGAAUAUUAUAAUAUCCGUAUGUCGGCUUAAAGUAGAUAACGCAUCUGAGCACUGAAACAAAUCAUCUGUUCAGCCGCAGCAGCUGCAGCAAGACGGACAGAGGACACGGAGACGUGUCCAGGUCGAGCUGUGCGAGAAAUAAGAGGAAGAAAGAAAAGGAGGGAGACACAUUACAUAUCUUGUUAACUUCAUCAUGUGUGUUUAUUUACUAGAUAUUUAAUUUAAUUUGAUGCAGUUUCAGCUGUAUUGAUUCGGUCAGGUUGUGUGCCCAAACGCGUGCCAAACGCGUGCCAAACGCGCUCAUCAGAUCAGAUAUAGAUCAGAAUAUAUCGAUAUAGAUCUAAAUGUAUGUGCUGACUCAGAUUAAUAGUUGUUGAUGAUUAUUUAUUGCACUGAAAUGUGCCUGACACUGUGGAAACCUGCCGGUGAGGCAUCAGUGACGUAUGUCGAUACGCCGCCGGUCUACCAAAAUACUACAAGACCAGCUGCGUUCCGCCUUGCGCUGAAAGCUGACCAGGUUUGAAUCGGCGAGCUUUCAGCGCACGUUACACGCCGGUGGCGAGCACGAAAAUGUCACUGCGCCAGCUGAUUCUGUCAACACCUCCCCCUGCCACGCCACCACGCCCAGCUUGGCGGGUCUCGGCUCGCCUCCAUGCGACUCAGUCCACGAAAAUACCAAACUUGCCUUACGCUGGGCUCCGCCAGACGAAAAUACAACUGCGCGGGGCUCGCCGCCCUCCGCCGCCUCACCGGCGCGAACGAAAAUAGAGCCCUAUGUCUUGUUUAUAUAUGGCCAACGGGUAGUGGUCUCUCUUGAGAAUAAUUAUUGCUUACUUUAGGUGCGCUGUAAGAGCUUUUAGCAAAGAGCUGUGGUGUGCAAGCAGUUGCCUCUGUUUUGUUUCACAUUAUCUUUUAAAGUUUCUGUUUUCAGUGCUUGUCUUUGAAGAAUACAGUACUGAAUAAAAACAUCUUAAACCUGAGAUGAGCUUCUUUCUAUCCUCAAUGAACAGGAGCGCGGUUAGAAGACCGUCUGUAUGAGCAGCUGGAGUGGAGCGUCCCACCUCGACCUCGUGCUCAUGAGGUUCUGGGGGAUAUGAUGAUCCAGGCAGGGAUGGAGAUUGGAUCCAGCACCCCUUAUGGUGAUUAUUCAUUCAUGUGGAUUAUAGUAUUGUCAGUAAUUUGGGUAAGUCUGUGCUCUUUUCAGACGGCAGUGCUUUUAUGUGUUCAGGUACAGCUAUGCUCAAGUGUGGGGAGACUCAGAAGCAACUUGGCGAAGCAGAGCGGCAGUUUGUCCAAAGCACCAACAUCCACUUUCUCACCCCACUGAGAAGUUUCUCUGAAGGGGAGUAUAAAGCCAUACAGGUAGCACUCUUUUCACACACCUCAUCAAUGUCAUUGUUGGUCAGAAAUGUUGUAUCUUGAAUCCAUAAAAUAUAUCCUGAAAUUGAUUUACAAAGGAUUCAAAUAAAGAAAUGUUAAACCUGUCUUUACCGUGAACUGCCAUGUCAUUGUAGUACGGCAUAUAGGCGAUCAGCUUUAGGUGUUAUUGGAGCCCAGGUUGAUUUGGCCCUUAGCUUGUCUGUUUUUUUUUUUUUUGGGUCAGAUGUUUCUCUUCUUCCUCUUGACAGUACUUCACAGAACUUCUCAGGUCAAGCGAGUUGGCCGACCAUUUAAGCUCAAUAACAUCAUGGCCAGCAAACCGAUUAGUUGUAGUUUUGACACCUUGCAGGGUAGGGAAAUCAGCAUCUGCAUAAAGCUUGUCUAAAGAUGGAAGCAUGACAUGGACGUACAUCUCCUCUCCACUCCAAAUUUCUUGAAUUAUAAUCCUCUUAAGUCUGCAGUCUUCCCUGUUGUAUGUCACUUUUUUCCCUUUCAGCCAUCUUUCCAUUAAUGUGCUUUAACAGAGCUCUUUGUCAACAGCCAGCCUUUUAAGCCAUUAUUGUGUGUGGCUUACCCUCCAUAUAGACAGUGAAUAUUAUCGUCUUCUUGACAACUGUCAAGUCAGCAGUCUUUCAAUUGAUUGUGGUUGUAUUUUAUGAACCGAACCAAGAGAUGCAACAUAUUUAUUCUGUUGAAAAAGUACUUUACCUAAAGAAGAAAUUAAAUUUUCCAAUAUUUUGAGAGUUGUAUUUUUACAUGUUGGAGUUAAAGACCAUUAUCAUCAAAAUUUAAGUGUGUUGCAGAGAAACUAGAGGUGAAUUUUCCUGAUCUGAGAUGAAAAAAAUUGUCUGUUUCUGAUCGGACAUGGAAAAAAAAAUCAGGAAAUCAUCAGAAGUUUUGUGCAUGUUUGUGAGAGACUUGUCUGUAAUUAUGUUUCUAAUCUCUAUCUUUCUGUUCAUCUUGCUUCGACUAUUUCUGUACUGGACAUGAUUCAGAAGAAGUGUGAUUUUUGUCCUCUAGACUGAGCGCAGGAUGUUGUUGAACAAGCGUCUGGACUUGGAUAUAGCUAAUACCAGACUGAGGAAAGCUCAUGAAGCCGACAGAGAGGCCAGAGUGAGUUACGAUAUCUUGAGCUUUACUUAUUCAGAAACAUUAUAACUUGUGAACACAUUUAUCUCCCACUUCAAUCUAUUCAUCAUACCUUUGUUAAACCUUGCACAGCAUACAUAAUUGUAGUAUGAUCUCAUUCCUGCUCCUUGCUCUCCUGUGCCUCUGUCAGAACCUGAACGCAAACCCGCUGGACGAUGACUACAUAGCUCAUGUCUCCUACAUGUUCAGCUUUCUGCGGGUUAAAUGGCUGAAGGUCAGUGAGACUCAAGGUGACAUGGGACGCAGCUGAAAUUGUUGUUUUGUUCUUAUGAGUCAUUUGUCCUCCUUUGUCUCUCUCAUCUAAUCAGAUGUGGGCUCAGGAGAUCUCUCAGGUAAGUUUAUCUUUGCAUGCACACAGAAGCUGGUAUAAAUAUUUGUCAUGCUGCUGUAGAAGGAGACUACAGUUAUAGUAUUAAACAUGGUCCUGCUUGUUGCAGUAAUUGCUUUCUUUUACUCUUAAGCUGUUUAAGGAUUAAGUUUUUGCUGAUGAGAAAAUUUGAGAAAAUAAGAAAACAGUACACAGAAAGACCAGAAUAGAUGACUGUGUUUCGUUUGUGUGCUCAGGCAGAGAUGGAGCUGAGGAUUUGUCAGAGUCUGUUCGAUCGGCAGUCGGAAAUUACAAGAAGAGUUGUGGAAGGAAUCAGCAACACUCACGUAUGUCUACACAAACAAACACAGACUUUGGCGACCUUUUGUAUCAUUAAACCUGCGAUGUCUUAACCAUAAUACUGGCAGCUAUGGAUGGUGUCAACACUUGGUACCAUAAAGCGCCACAUUGAAACUGCACAGUGCUGAAGGUAAGGACACCCUUCAUGCACAAAGGUGUCUUACGCCUGGUUCACACUGGAAGCGCCGCGCACAGAGUUUCAGAUCGGCGCCCAUGUUAACCUAUGAGACUGUUCACACAGCUCGCGUGCGGCGCUUCCGCGCGCGGAACGGCUCGCGCUCUGGAGCGCGGCUGCUCCGCUUCUCUCUAUUUUUGGCGCGAGCCGCGCGUGCCGAUGUAAAGCUCAAUAGAGCAGAUCGGACCAGACAGGAAGUCAGGAAGGAGAUGCGAGAGAAUCCGGUCAAUUUUCAAAAUAAAGUAAAUUUCAAUAAAUUAGAAAAGGAUUUACGGUGUUGCUUGUUGGUCUAUUUUUUUACCGAUGAACACACACACACACACACACACACACACCACACACACACACACACACACACACGGAGGGAGAGCUGCAGAGAUUCAGUGAUGUUAUUGAGACAAAGGAGGGGGACUUUAUUACGAUACAGUCAAUAGCCUCGAGCUAACAAGGCUAUACAUACAACGGAGUCAACAGACUCCCCAAUUUAUUCGUCGUUUACCCCUAUAUAAUAAUUUUAAACAAUACUUGAAGAUGCUGCCAAUAUUUAAUUUAUGUAUGACGAAAUAAAAACGUAAAUAAAUAUUGAUAAACCCAUUUUUAAAGCGCUCGUAAGUGUGGAAAACUGAGGGCAGACGGAAACGGCCGAGCACUGCCGGGCUCAGUCGAUGUCUGACCGGCGUGUCAGAGCGCAGCAGAAAACACUUUCUGUGUGAACAGCCAAGCGCUUCCGUUCCGCGCGCGGCGCUUCCUGUGUGAACCAGGCGUUACACCUCCUACUCUGGAUGCCGCUCACAAACAGUGUCCUGCACUAUUGAUUUGUUUGUCAUUUCCCUGACAUUUUUGUCAUAUCGAUCUCUCAUUAUGUUUACCCAUCUCCUUUGUGUCAUUCUUGUAUAUUUGAUUGUUGUUGUUUUUUCCAGACCAAUCACAUGCGAACCUUGACUGACUUUGUUGAAGUUCAGGCCUGUUACUUUGACCAGUGCAGCCAACACGCUCAGGAGCUUCAAAAACAGCUAGCCAGGUAUGUUUGUGUCGUUCCAAACCCUUAAAUAUUUCAUCUUUGUAUAACUAUAUUGAUGUAGAAAGUCAGAUUUAGCUUUUUCUAGAGUAACAGAAAAAACAAAAUCUUAUUGUUCUCAAGUUCUGCCCUUUUUUUGGAUUUAAAAUGAUCAUUAAGUCAAAAUUUCAACUAUUUUCUGCUGAGUACUUCGAGAAAGCUUAGUUGUAUAGAAAUAGGCCCUUACAAUGUAAUAGAAUGCUGCUAGUGGACACAGGCCCUACAACUACAAACAGGUGUUGUUGUUUUUUUGUGUUAAAUUGAGAUUUUUAAAUCUUUAACUGAGGUGACAGACCUUGUUUUCUCAAAUACAAAGGGAAAAUUUAUGAAAAAACAAAAAAUUUAAAAACAUAUAUCCAGAAGCCAAAUAUCACUAUGCAAUGCAAAAUGGAAGUCGUUUUAUAUGCAGUUCUGUAACCUAUUUGGCAAAAGGCACCAAAUUUUACUACAAACAUGUAAUUUAAACACUCAGGACAUCUGGUCCCCUAUAAAACCCGAACCAACAGAGCAUAUCUUUCACAGUGAAUUCAUUUUUCUCAUUAACGGCUUGGUCAUGAGUGUCUUUCUGUUUGCAGCAUCCCAGCAGUCCUCUGCUCCAAUAACUGGCAGUCUGAGAUUAGUAAUGCAGGCCAUCAGCCAUCAACAAGCAAUCAUGUAGCUAAUGAGCCCGUCGGGUUAAAUCACAUCACUCCAAUUCCUGUAGAAGUACACCAAAUUCCAGACUUCGACCAGGACUCGUGGACAGUAAAUCCGCUAUCAGGAGCUGAAGGGACAACGACAGAAUCUUCUGCAAACACGCAGCCAUCUGAUCAGACCAACAAGAACAAUAACAACAACACUUUCUCGACGAAUGGCCAGACAUCCAGCCUGAGUGCAUCCGCCACCCAAGCAUCUGAUCACGGUGCUUCAAAUUCACAAAGGCCACCGACGGAUCAGAUCCCAGAACCCCCACAGGGCGAUGAAGCAACAGCUGAAACGACCGAUGGUGAUGAAUCCCAACCCUCUGAGCUCAGCGAAGCUUCAAACACAUCUCAAGCAGCGAACGCAGCGGGAAGUGAGAGCGUUACAACCAAUGGCACGGAUGUUGUGAACUUGGCUGCCAAUGGCGUAGAUCCCGAACCCGAGACAAUCAAUGAAACUACAAGCCAACCACCCAUCAGUAACGGGGAAGAUGUCCAGGAGUUAUAAUCAUUCAGUCAGGCUGUGGUUCAUUAGAGACGUGCCAGCUGGAGUGAAGCGUUGGCAGAUUAAGACCAGUUAGAAAAAACAUCCUAUGUGUGAAAACAGAGUCUGUAUUAGAAAGAAGUAGAUUAAGAAAACAGUCCUAGCUUGAUAUGUAUAAGAAAAAAAAGGUAAUUUAUUCCACAGGGUCAACUUUGUGAAGUGUAUGUAAAAGUUCUGAGAGUUUUAUAGUGCCACAAUGAUUUGCGCUUGUAGAAUUGAGUGUUAUCAGUAUCAGUCCCCUCUUGUGGCGAUGUACGUAAUGCUGACUCGUUAAUUCUUCCUAGCACCUGGCUGGGAGGUGAGCCUUCGCUGACUGUUACUAACCAAAUCUAAAACGUUUCAUUCAGCUACAUUGAGCUGAUGAGGCUUUGUGCCAACUGUAUGUGUGUAUUUUUGUGUUCGUAAGGGCAGAAAUUAACGUGCGAGUGUGUGUCUCAUAUGUAUGUUUACAGCUCACCUGUACCUAUAACGCUUGUGUGACUCCGCGCCGGCUUAAAGUUGAGGUCAUUUUUCCAUACGAAACAUGUCACUUACGUGUGUCGGGGAGCCCCGCGAGGUGACAGAAACGCCGAGCUGAACGGGAUCUUUAUUCCGCAGCAUGGUGAAGGACACGUUUCCUCAUACGUUCUCUGGGUGUUACCCUCCGCGCACAGUUAAAUCAUAAACUUACUUCUACCCUCUUACCCCCUUAAAGCCCCCGUUAGGUGAAAUGGAUAGAAGUUUCCAUGUCCAGAUGUUGUUCAUUUUCUCUGUCAGGGCAGCCCUGCUCGACUGUGGUGUGGGUCCACUCUGGGGACCUUUGAUGGAAACAAGCAUUAAUGUAGCACUAACCCUUCUGAUGAAAUCACAACCUGCUCUAUGUGCCACACUUGUGUCCCAGUACAGAAAGAUGUGUGUGUACAGACAGAAACACUUCACUAUUGUAGCUGCUGCCAGUUUUAUACUGAAAGAGAAAAAACAGUCAUAACUGAGUCAAAUGUUGUACGUUGAGCUGAUGUCACCACUGGUUGGACUUUUACUUUAUAUAUGUGGAAAUAAAUAUGCAAACAGUGAUUUCAUGUCAGCCUA